ACUCAUGAAGUGAAUGUCGAUGGAGAAUGUUCACGCUCCUCGCUGGCGUCGAGGCAUGGAUGCGUUCCUGCUCCACCUUCUUCUGCUAAUUGGAAUUGCGAAGGGAUCGAAUUACGGCUACGUGGAAUGGUCUGAAAAUGACAAGGAUCCCGAAAUCAAGGCUAAAUACCCGGUUUACAGCACCGGGGAGACGAUGCACCAGCAGCCGACCGUCUCCAGCACCGAGCGGACGGCCGUGGCGCAUAAGCUCGAGGAGGAUCUGCCUCGGGUGGUCACCGCUUUCCUGCACACGGGGGACUCGUCCACCCUGGAGCAUGUCAGCUGCUCUCGGCGGUACGAGCUGAGCAGUCUCCGCGGUGGAGCUCACGCCGCCUCGCACUCCUCCCUCCACGGCGUCCUCGACACCAUGACGCACGCCACCAACAUCCUAAACACGCUCCUGCAGUCCAACAGCUCCAGGGAGCAGCACCCGAGGAGGGAUGUCCAGUGGUACCACGCGCUCGUGACGAGUAUGUUGGAAGGGAAUCCUAAAAUCCACCGGGCGGUGCUCACAUUUCACACGGAGUCUCCCGAGGCGCCCGGUCCGCAGGUGUUCCUUCAGGCGACCAGAAGCGAGGAGCGCAUAGUGCUCCAAGAUCUGUCCAACACCGCGCGCCAUCGCCUUAAACACAGGACGCCCGAGUCUGACUGGUACAACGAGUUUCGGGACCGAAAGAGACCCCAGAGGCUGGCCAACAGUCGAGGGUUUCCAGCAGCGCAGGACAGGAGUCGUGUCAAGUGGUCUGCGCCCUUUCUCGAGUGCGAGCACGGCAGGUUUGUGCCCCACUGGCUGCUGACGCUCUCCGCGGGUUUCUAUGGUCUGAAGAAUCACACUGCGCCGGAGUUUAGAGGAGUCGUACGUGUGGAUGUUGAUCUGCAGGAUGUGGACAUUGACCAGUGCUCCAGCAGCGGCUGGUUUGCAGGAACCCACCGCUGUAACUUGACAACUAUGGAGUGUAAACCGAUUGCAGGCCAUGGAUUUGUGCUGGACAAGUACAAGUGCCAAUGCAAGAGUGGGUUCUACCACCCAAGCCAAGUGGCGCUCAAUGGCUUCUCGAAAUCAGACCGAGGAACGUACUCUGAUGAAUCCUGGGAGCUGUCCGGGAGGUGUUUGCCCUGCAGAGAAGGCUGUCCGUUCUGUACGGGUGACACCCCGUGUCUGGCUCAGGAGGACACGGCCCUCCGCCUCGCCAUGGUCUCCUUUCAGGGCUUCUGCAUGCUCCUGGACCUCAUCAGCAUGGUGGUCGUCUACCACUUUCGUCGCAACAAGAGAAUCAAAGCAUCUAGUCUUAUACUUCUUGAAGCGAUUCUUUCAGGAUCUGUACUUCUCUACUUCCCUGUUAUGAUACAGUAUUUUAAUCCAAGUGUUUUCCGGUGUAUUCUCCUGAGAUGGGUGCGUUUGCUCGGAUUUGCCAUCGUCUAUGGAACAGUGAUUCUCAAACUGUACAGGGUUUUAAAGGUUUUCCUAUCCCGCACCGCACAGAGGAUCCCGUACAUGACCAGCUGGAGGGUUCUGCGUCUGCUUGCUGUGAUUUUGCUGGUGGUCGUGUGGUUCCUUGUGGCCUGGACUUCAGCCGUAUGCCAGAGCCCUGACACCCAUGACGCCCUCAUCGAUAUCGGUUUGACCCCAGAGGGCCUGCAGUUCAGCAUGUGCCUGAUGGACAGCUGGGACUACAUGAUGGCUGCUGCGGAGUUCCUGUUCCUGCUGUGGGGAGUGUAUUUGUGCUAUGCUGUAAGGACCGUUCCCUCUGCUUUCCACGAGCCACGCUACUUGGCAGUCGCCAUUUAUAAUGAACUCCUCAUCUCUGCAAUAUUUCACAUCAUUAGGUUCUCUCUUGGCACUGGGCUGCAUCCAGACUGGAUGCUAAUGUUAUUUUUUGUCCAUACGCAUCUGACAGUGACGGUUACUCUGGGAUUACUUCUCAUUCCAAAGUUCUUGUUCACUGGAACUCAUACACGUGAGGAUAUAGCCACAGAGGCUUAUGAAGAUGAGCUGGAUAUGGGUCACUCAGGCUCCUGUCUGAACAGCAGUAUAACAUCUGCCUGGAGUGUGCACAGUUUGGAUCCUGAGGACAUUAGGGAGGAGCUCAAGAAACUCUAUGCCCAACUGGAGGUCUAUAAAAGGAAGAAGAUGCUGGCCAAUAACCCUCACUUACAGAAAAAACGCAGUUCCAAGAGAGGACUUGGACGGACACUAAUGCGCCGCAUCACAGAAAUACCAGAGACAGUGAGUCGGCAAUACAGCCGGGAAGAUCGAGAUGCAAGUGACCACGGGAGUAACAGAGGCACCCUGAGGAGAAACCCAUUUGACCCAUCUCACUCCGGGAAGUCAAGGGAAGAAUCAUUAAAAAGAAAGAUGUUCUCACUGAAGAGAUCUCAUAGCUAUGACCAUACACACGACCAAGGAGGGGAAACCAAUGGUGUUUGUGAAGAUAAAAUUGAGAAUUCUACUACUGAGGCUUCUCUGCUUGACACCUUGAUGGGGCGGAGGUCCAACAAGAAGAACCCUGAGGUGCCAAAGGUCGAGUUAGCCGAAUCUACUGAGUCAGUGCCCUUAGUGUGCAAGUCCGCCAGUGCACAUAACCUAGCAGCGGAAAAAAAGCCUGUACAUCUUCGGACCUCUAUGUUACAGAAGUCACUGUCUGUCAUUGCUAGCGCCAGAGAAAAGAAGCUGGGCAUUACGGGGAAGACCCACAGUGUGGAAGAUGCCAGUAAAAAGGGUCUCAAAGCAAAGGACAGCUCAGCACUUUCAGAAGUGGACGAAUCCCCUGAGUGUUUACCCAAAAUGAUCAUCAGCCAGUCGGUUGAGUACACCAAAACACCUAGUAAGAUGGGCAUCAUGAAGCAGCAGGUGAGUGGCAGUCAGCCUUCCAUUUUUUCAGAACCAGGGAAGAGCAAGGACCUGUAUGAUCUCUCUGAGGUGUGCCCUUGGGAGGUGGAGGAGUUACCCACUCCAACAGAGGGCAAGUCACAGAAGCAUGUUUCCAUUGCCCCCAAUGAAACCAAUACAAAUGGGAAAAGUGGACACAAGUCUCAACACAAACAAAAAGGCUUGGGCCAAUCUCUGUCAAACCGGCGCCGCUCCAGAGAUAAGACUGGGGACAGGGAUGAAGGGAGGAAACCCAAAUCACCACUCAACCUCAAUGCCCACAAAGAUGCAAGUCCAUGGAGCUUUGAGGAUGUAUCGGUGCAAUCAAUGGAGACUGUACGACUGUCCCCAGAGAGAACAAGCCGCAAAAAAAGUGUCACUCCUACAGAUGGAAAAGCCAAAAUCAUCUUCUCAGACAUCUCCAAAUCCACGGGUAGCCUUUUACAGCCUCCAGCUCUCAUGGUUGAUAUCUGUCCUUGGGAUUACGAUCCCCCUCUGUCCCCCAACCAGGACAAGACUUCCAGCCCCACACAUCAUUCAAAGAGAAGAGAUUCUUGCUCGAAAAGAAAAGGAUCAUGCUCCUCCAAAGAGAAAGCUAAGGAUAAAGAUGAUGAUAAACGAUCGUCCAAAAAUAAGGAGCGAAGAAGCUCCUCAAGCAAACCCUCUGAGAAGCGUCGCACAAGCCAAACAUUAGAGGGGGACCAAGUUCCCACAGUGGCAUCUGGCAGGAGGAGGAGCUCCACUAGAGACUCCGCCAUCAGCGGCAGUAAGCGUGCUGAUGUUUGCCCCUGGGAGACAGAGGUAUUGCCCAGUGUUAUCUCAAAUGAUAAACAGCCUCCAACGACUGAGAACCACACAACUCAAACACAGUCCACUUACCUCAACACGGCUGAUGUUUGUCCAUGGGACUUUGAAGAGAAGCUGUCAGGGAAAAGUGCAUGACACAGCAAUCACAUAAUUAUACCACUCCAGUAGGGUGUCUGAGAUGGCAGAUUCCAUAUUUGAAAGUCAAGGCCCAUUCACACCAAGAAAGCUAACUGUAACAGUAACUGGCUUCCACAUCAACAACAGACACUAAUGUGCACUGCAGUGAUGUCGUCUGCCACUUUAAAUGCAGAAGCUCCUUGAAGAUGGAUGGGUUCUGAUUGGCUAUAAAGGGUUUUUAUCAUUUGUCAGCUGGAAAACGUAAUUCUAAACAUGAUAUUGCUGUUGUGUGGACUAUUUUUCAUAUAUUUAUAACAAUUACUUAACCUUUAUAGUUAUGGCUAUCGUUCUUGGUGUGAAUGGGCCUUUAGCCUUAUUUUCACAUUUAUUUGUUUUACGUUUUAAAUAAGUUUGCAUAUAUACCAAGUAAAACACUUUUUCAGUUUUAAACUUAUGUGCAAGUUUUUAAACCUCCACUGUAUUGCCAACGGUACACUGAGUGUUUUAGGCGAUUUAGGCAAAUUUAACAGGAAUGCAAAUGGGUUAAUGCUUGUUAAUGUAUAAUGUAAAAGUUUCAACAACAAAAAUUGGCUUCCAAUUAAAAUUUAAAUAUAGUGCCUUGCAAAAGUGUACAAACCCCUCUCAUUUUCAGUGUCAAGCUUGAUAUUUAAUGUAUUUAUUAAAAACAAUAUAAAUACAUAAAUAAAUAAAUAAAUAAAAAACAUUCUGAAGUGCACACAGUGGAUGUCCCAGUAGCACUUUUGCUUCAGUUAUAUAAUAAAUAUACUGCAGUUAUAAUAUAUUAUAAUACUGCAGUUUUUAAAUUCAGUAAAUGAGAGAAUUUGUUUUUGUGGUUUGAAGACCUUCACAAGGCACAGUUAGAGAGAGUGGGGUAAGAUGAGACACAUCUUGUAUCUAGGAAACUGCAUAAUUAUAUAUUUUUUACUAUUUAUUUUAAGCUGUAAUAUUUGACGAAAUAAAGCACAGAAUACUAACCCUACCUGUUUUUACUCCAGUUAGUAAUUCUCAGGGCAGGUUUAUUAUUAAUAAUUUUGAAGGUCAAUACAUACAUACAUACAUACAUACAUACAUAUAUAUAUAUAUAUAUAAUUGUUGUAUUGAUAAAUACUUUGAAGAUUUGGCAGCACAUAGUUGAAAUAGUUGCCAAAAGUAACUUUAAACUACAGGUAUAUAAAUAUAACAGAAAACAAGCAUUUGUGUAACAUUUAAAAUAUAGCUGUUGUAAAGUUCCAAUGUGGCAACUAUCCCCAGUCUCUAUAUCAUACAUGUUGAUGACUCAAUAGAUACUAACUAUAUAUAAAUGAUUUGGCUGAAUAAUACAACUGAAACAUAACAUAGUUUUUAUUUUAUUUUAUUUUUAAUGGUGGUUGGUGGUUAAAAAUUACCUACGGGAAGGUUGAACUCGUAAGAAAUCUAAUUUCAUUGGCCCUAUGCUUUAAAUUAUUUUUUGUAAUAGCAGUUUUAUAAUAGCAGGAGGCUCAUCUUACCCUAUUCUUAUCUACAUUUUAAAUUGAAUUAUAAAUUACAAAAAUGCAAAAACACUCCUUUAAAACUUCUAUGAACAACAAUAUUCACCUGAUGCUCACUUUAAGUGUGAGUGAUUGAUAAUUAAGAUCGGUCUUUUAAAAAUAUAUCCUAUAUUGCUCAAAAUUUUCUUAAUUGCUUAAAUUUACCAAAUAUAUUUAGGGAUAUUUUUAAUAUUCAUGGGUACUAUUUUAGACAUGGUCUACAAUGCUUUCAUUUAUUCAUUUAUUUUAUACAAUGAAUGGUAAAGAUCAGACAACUGUACACCAGCAGGUUGCAAUUUAAAUCAGUUGCUUCAUCAUUCUCUGUAAAACAUUUGUAUCAGUAAACUGCAUGAAUGCAAGUAAACCAAGCUACAUUUUGAAUCGGUGUUGAAUAUUGACAGAGAAUUACAGUUCAAAGCAUUUGUUUGAUCAUUGCAUGGGAACACUUCUCUGUUGAAUUGUUGCUGGUACAGUAUUGUUUUCCCCCGUUUUACAGAACCGUUUCCGUUCUGUUGUGAUUUGUAUCAGUAUCAACUACUGUCUUACAACAUAAUCAGUGAUGUCACACUAUUGAUGAUUGUUGCAUCAAUGUAUACAAAGUCACACUGGCUCUUGCAUGACAGUGAGUAGGUUUGUCUUUUUACUGCACAUGAAAUUCUGAAUCAGCAGGAGUGUUGUGAGUCUACUGAAUAUGUCAAUGCAAAGAUACAUUCCUAACUUCAGUAUUAUUCAGUUGUUAUGCUCAAUAGCAAUUCACCCAGGAACAUUUCUACUGUAAAUAAAUAUUGUGUGUUUCGCAUGUACAUACAAAACUUCCUGCAAUAAACAUUUUGUGUUCUGA
This is a messenger RNA of Carassius gibelio (silver crucian carp), 6202 nucleotides long. RefSeq names its product probable G-protein coupled receptor 158. The coding region runs from base 14 to 3850 and encodes 1278 amino acids. Lineage: Eukaryota; Metazoa; Chordata; Actinopteri; Cypriniformes; Cyprinidae. Gene Ontology annotation, molecular function: G protein-coupled receptor activity. Gene Ontology annotation, biological process: G protein-coupled receptor signaling pathway. The record is from RefSeq and is a predicted model, not a curated record. Gene Ontology annotation, cellular component: membrane. The transcript has 11 exons.